GAAGCGCGGAGCGGCGCGGAGCGCGGAGAAGCUUGGGAGAUGCUGAGCUCUCCCUGGGCGCGAUUCUACUCCAACAGCUGCUGCCUCUGCUGCCAUGUCCGCACCGGCACCAUCAUCCUCGGCGUUUGGUACCUGAUUAUCAAUUCAGUGGUCCUGAUGAUUCUGCUGAGUGCCCUGACUGACCCUGACCAGUACCACCUAACCAGUGCUGAGCUAGGGGGGGAGUUUGAGUUCAUGGAUGAUGCCAAUAUGUGCAUUGCCACAGCCAUUUCUCUGCUCAUGAUUCUCAUCUGUGCCAUGGCCACGUACGGAGCGUACAAGCAACAUGCAGCUUGGAUCAUCCCUUUCUUCUGCUACCAGAUCUUCGACUUUGCUCUCAACACCUUGGUUGCCAUCAGUGUGCUCGUCUAUCCCAGCACCAUCCAGGACUACCUCCGCCAGCUGCCCAGCAAUUUUCCCUACAAGGAAGAGAUUAUGUCUGUGAACCCUACCUGCCUGGUUGUGAUUAUCCUCCUCUUCAUAAGCAUCAUUUUGGCUUUCAAGGGGUACUUGAUCAGCUGCGUGUGGAACUGUUACCGCUACAUCACCAGCAGGAACAACUCCGACGUCCUGGUCUACAUCACCACCAACGACACCGCGGUCCUGCUGCCACCAUAUGAUGAUCCUGUGAAUGGAGCUGCUGCUAAAGAUCCACCCCCCCCUUAUGUGUCAGCCUAAGUGAAGAGAGUGCUGUGUACCUAGGGAGGAGGAUAGCUUUACUCUGUGCAGACACUGGAGCUAUAGUUUGAUAAGUUCACUUCCAGGAGAUGACCUCUGGGGUUUAUUCUUUGCUGUUUUGCUGACACAAGGAAACCUGAAUUGUACAAUUUGAACCCUGUAGAUAGUUUUAAUAAUUGGCUGCACCUGCAGUAGUGUUUCAGAGCCUAGUGCCCUACUUUCAGAGCAUUCCUGGGUAGCAUUCAGGUUACAGUAGUCACUUGGAGAGCUUUUAUUUUGCCACCACGUCUGACAGGCAAUGUUAGGGAAGGUAGAACUUUGCAUUCUCAGUCAGGUUCAGAGUGUAACUUUGGAACAUCCCAAAGCAUUGCAAAUGUGUUUCUCAGAUGCCCACUUUCGCCUUCAGAAUACAGAUCAAGUCCUCCCCUCCCC
Dryobates pubescens (Downy woodpecker) is the source of this 1149-nucleotide messenger RNA. It is a transcript of the gene LAPTM4B, whose product is annotated as lysosomal protein transmembrane 4 beta. The record is from RefSeq and is a predicted model, not a curated record. Bases 40 to 717 code for a protein of 225 amino acids. NCBI's taxonomy places the organism in Eukaryota, Metazoa, Chordata, Aves, Piciformes, Picidae. Gene Ontology annotation, cellular component: lysosomal membrane. The transcript is spliced from 7 exons.